UUAAAUCUUUAUUAUAAAUCCCCAUACUCAUCUGGGUCUUCUCGCAGGAUUAUUUUCUUAUGAUAUAGGGCGAGCUCUUUGGGCCAGGGCGCCCUCUCUCCUUCUCAACACGACGUCAUGGCCAAACGCCCGUGGAUAUUAUUGCUGCUUGCCGGUUGGAUAUCUGGAGUUACCGGGCAAGUACAGCAUCCAUUUCAAGCGGGUGCCGAGUAUAGCACUGAAGAUGAUGUUUUGGAGAAUUCGGACACACCGAGGCUGCAUGGCCGUUUCCUCCACAUAACAGAUAUACACCCGGAUUCCCAUUACAAGGCUUUUUCCAAUUCCGACUCGCGUCACGACUGUCACCGAGGUAAAGGAGAUGCGGGGUUUCUGGGAUCGGCUGGAACCGAUUGCGACAGCCCGUUUACCCUCGUCAACGCUACGUUCAAAUGGAUACAAGAGAAUCUUCGUGAUUCGAUUGAUUUCGUGGUGUGGACCGGCGAUUCGGCGCGACAUGACAACGAUGAAAAUAUCCCUCGCUCCAAAACCGAAAUCAUCGCAUUGAACCAAGCCAUGGUUGAUAGCUUGCGCGACGUAUUUUCCGAGACAAAAAAAGGGAAAAUGCAUCUGCGGAUCCCAAUCGUUCCCACGAUAGGCAACAACGAUGUGAUGCCCCAUAACAUUUUUCAUGCUGGCCCCAACCGUUGGACGACUACAUACGCCCGCAUGUGGAGUGAGUUCAUCCCAGAAGAACAGCGUCACUCCUUCGUGCAAGGAGGUUGGUUUUACGUCGAAGUCAUACCGAAUAAGUUGGCGGUAUUCAGCUUGAAUACUAUGUACUUCUUCGCCUCAAAUAACGCUGUUGAUGGAUGCUAUGAUAAAUCUCAGCCCGGAUAUGAACAUAUGGAAUGGCUACGAAUCCAACUUCAGUUUAUAAGAGAUAGGAGCAUGAAAGCCAUCCUGAUAGGCCAUGUUCCUCCAGCAAGAACAUCUUCUAAGCAAAAUUGGGACGAGACGUGUUGGCAAAAGUAUACUUUAUGGGUGAAGCAAUACCGAGACGUGGUCGUCGGUAGUAUGUUUGGGCAUAUGAAUAUAGACCAUUUCAUGUUCCAAGACUUCCGUGAUUUGAAAAUUGGAGACCAAGCCGCCGCUCUGGAACCAGAGUAUGAAGCAGAUUCACGCGACAAGAUGACAACACAGUCCCGGACAAGUUACCUUCGCGACCUCCGUGACCUAUGGGCUAAAUUACCGUCACCACCGUCUAAGAGUGCCAACUUACGCGUGCUUAACAGGGACAAAGAUAUCCUUGGGGCCACCCUGAGAAAAUCGAAAAAGAAAUAUCAUCGACAAAUAGGCGGAAAAUGGGCCGAAAGAUACGCAGUCUCGUUGGUGUCACCCAGCGUUGUUCCAAACUAUUUUCCAUCCCUCAGAAUUAUCGAGUAUAAUAUCUCAGGCUUGGACGACUCCGCACUAUGGACUCACCGCAACAUCAAAGGUGCUGGUGAUGUCUCUCACGCUAAACUUUAUGAAACUUCAUCUUUCGGGAGCACACGGGAAAGCGACGUGGAACUGUCGAAGAAAAAGCGUCGAAAAAAAAAGAAGAAACAAAAAGAUGGAAAGAAACCACCAAGGUUUACAAUACCAUUACCACCUUCUCGCACGGCGCCACCAGGACCAGCUUAUUCAAACCAGCCUUUCACUUGGUUAGGAUAUACCCAACUUUUUGCCAAUAUUACGGAAAUGAACUCGAAAUUUAGGAUGCCCCCUUCAAGCUGGCGUGAGUACCGGCUGCAGCAAGCUGAAUGGCCGUGGCCCAGCAGCACCACCGGAAACACAUCGUUGAAAUUCGAAGUCGAAUACAACACUCGUAUCGAUAAGCUAUUUAAACUGAAAGACAUGACCGUAAAGAGUUAUUUAAAGCUGGCGAGAAGGAUUGCGAGGAGUCCAGACCUCGCUCAUAUCCAGAAAGACUGCGUUACCUAUGAUGACCUCAAAGGUUGCGAACACCGCUCACCCCAAGACGUCACCAAGUCGGAAACCGAAAGUCCAGCUCUACAUUCCUUUGAAGAGGGAAAUGGGACAACAACCAUUUCUCGGAGAAAUAUUUGGAAAAUAUUCCUGCGAAGGGCAUUUGUUGGGUAUUUUGAUGAUGAUGAGCUACGCAACUUGAUUGCACGCCCUUAAUGGACCGCUGCUCUGCUGCUCUGCUGCUCUGCUCCUUAAGCUAUAGCUAGCUCAUUAACUCACGCUUCGGUUAUAUACUUUAUUUUCCGACAAUUCCGACUUCAGCAUAUUGACCGGUUUAUUACUCUACCACCGAAACGUCUUGCAUUGCCAGGUGCUUUUCUUCGAUCAUUUAUUGUUCUCCAAUUCAUCGGACUUCUUAUUCGCAUCCGUCUUUCCGUUGCAGGUUCAUAGCGGGCUCUUUUCCGUAUCGAAAAUAUUGAUAUAGACCCAACACUUUUAGUAUAAUGCCCCUUUUUUAAAAGGGCCCUGGAGGUCAUUAUUACACGCUAUCGCUUUCCCACUCUUAACAGGGCCACCCUUCAGCAUCUUCUUUUCUGAGCAUAUAUACUCUUCCCUACUUCCUUGAUAAUUUGCGCCUUUAAACAGAUUUGAGAAUACCUUAUUUACCUCACA
This is a messenger RNA of Coccidioides immitis RS, 2619 nucleotides long. RefSeq names its product vacuolar endopolyphosphatase. The transcript is spliced from 2 exons. Lineage: Eukaryota; Fungi; Ascomycota; Eurotiomycetes; Onygenales; Onygenaceae. The record is from RefSeq and is a predicted model, not a curated record. Gene Ontology annotation, biological process: polyphosphate catabolic process. Gene Ontology annotation, molecular function: exopolyphosphatase activity; endopolyphosphatase activity. Gene Ontology annotation, cellular component: fungal-type vacuole; membrane. Bases 118 to 2163 code for a protein of 681 amino acids.